GUUUUGUUGAACAUGAAACGAAAGUACGAAGUGUGUUGAAAUAUUUCUGAAAGCUCUAACCUAAAUAUUUUAUCAAAUUCGCAAUUAAUUUCGAGGAAAAUGUCCGUAGUUGGUGAUUAUCUAGUCACUUAAUCAUCUUCAAAUGACAGUGAAUUGGUUUAGUUUGUGAAAAUCAUGCAUUCCGAGUGAAUAAUACACGAUGGAAGAAGAAAUAGAUCCGUACGAAGGACAGCUGUUAGCUGUGUUCAAAAGUUGCGACAAUACUGGUAACGGAGUUCUGGACCAAAAUGGAUUCAUCAAGUUAUGCGACACAUUACAGUUGGAGGACGCUCACAGAAGCCAGCUUUCUUCUCAAUUAUGUAUAAAUGGAAAAUGUAAUAUCGCUUUUAAUCAAUUUCGAGACGCUCUGUUGACUAUUCUAUCUGCACUCAAGUCUCCUAGCGAUGAAUAUCCGUCACCGAUCGGUAGCAUUGAAAGUCCAGAACAAGAAAUAUCGCCCAAGUUCGUAUUCGGUGGUAAGAAGUAUGGACGAAGAUCGCGACCUGCUAGCACUGAUCAAGACGAAGAAAAGAUUGAUAGAGGGUUGUCGGGAAGUGGUGAUGAUAUAUUCUGUUCCGACAGUGGAUAUUCGAAUGAGUUACUUAUGGAAACUGAUUACAAAGAUAAAUCUAAAGAUGUGAAUGAAAGUCCUUUAAGCCCAGGUGAAGAUUUUGAAAUCGAGGCAUUUUGUCAGCAUCUGGGUGUUCUCGAAGACGACAAGAUCGCCAGUCACGAACUUAUUCCUAUUUGCAGUUCUCUCGGUAUUCCGAACUCUUUAUGUGAGAUCAUUCGAGAGAAUAUAUCCAAAUUACAAGUCACCGAUAACGAUAUUACUUACAAAGAAUUAUUCCCUUUGAUCCGGAAAUUAGGCUGCUUCACUGCAUCGUCUCCGGUAGUAGCUAAAAAUAUUGGUCUCUCUGGGCCUACUCCUUUUAGCGAAAAUGAGAUCUCGAGUGUCGAUAUAAAUGCUACAGGAUGCAUCAGCUACGACACAUUGGUAUAUUUAUUUGAAAACGCCGGCAUCAGCGACGCCAGUACAUUCCUAAAUGAUCUCGGUAUAUCGCCCCAGUUCGACGUACAUUUAUCAGAACUAGCGAUUCAGUUACAAGAAGAACUGAUGAACAUACAACGCUGCAUGGACGACUCCUCUAAUCCAAUGUACACGUUGUUAAAUCCACAUUUAUUAUUGUUACAAGCGUCGGUAGUCGUUAGUCAAGCGCAGAUAAAGUGGUAUAGGUCGUCGGUAGAACAGAUGCAAUGCGAACGAGAUAAAUUAAGGAAUGAUUUAUUAGUCGCUAAUGAAAGAGCUAGUUUAUUGGCCCAGGAAGUCGACGAUAACCACGCGCGAAUGGAAAACUCGUUGCAAAUGAAGUUGAAAUUAUUGGAGCAAAAACACGCUGAGCAGAUUAAGAAAUUGACAUUCCAGUGGUCUGCUGAAAGAGAACAGUUGACUAGUCAGAAUUUAAAAAUGGAGAAGCAGUUGGAACAGUUGCUUCACGACGAAACGAAAUUGAGAACCGAAGUUGCUUCUCUGAAACAAGAUUAUGAAAAUCUCGAAAAAGAGAAUCGUAAUCUUCUGGAUCAGCUUGUUAACGCCGAAACCGUCAGAACUGAAUUGGAGAAAGAAAUUCAACGUUUGUCUUCGUUGAAAAAGAAGGUUCUAGAACUAGAAAGCAGCAACGAACAAGCGAUUUCAUUUUUGGAAAAAAUGAAUCAAUUGCAAGCGGAAAAUAACAGAUUACGAGAUAAAAACGACGAACUGGAAGUAGAACUAGAAAAUGUUACCUCGAGGCAAAUGCAGAAUCGAAACUUACGCAGCAAACGUCGAGGAAAUUCGCCUCUAGAAGGCGAUGACAAUUCCGAUACCGAUUUCGCAGCUUCUUCGACUCAUCGUAUGUUCUCAAAAGUACGAAAAUUCAACACCGAAAAAGACCUCUCCGUUCAUUCGGAAACUAUGAAUAGCGGCGGCCUAAUGACGCAGCAUUCGGAGAGCGGUGUGGAAGCCGAUAUAUCAACGUCUAGUUCAUCACUGGAUCGAGUGGGUGAAGGUUUAUUCGAAGGAAGCGAUAAGACGAUAUCUGUACUCAGAAAUAGAGUUUGUUUCUUGGAGAAUUUCAUCAAUAAGUAUCAAUUGAAAGUGCCCUCGAGUGGAGACGACAUCGAAACAAACGGAGAAUCAGCGAAAACCUACGACGAGUUGCCAUUAUUACCAGAGAAAUCAGCCGAUGACUUGGAAAAACAAUGCGAAACGUUGCAACAACGCUUAGAUCAAGUUCAAAAAGAGAUACUGAAAAUACUCUCAGAAAAAAGAGCCUGCACCGAAGAAAAUUGCGCUCUAAAAAUCAAAAUCUCCGAAUUAAUGAAACGUUUACCAGUCAACUCAUCCGGUGCUGAAGGUGACAAAGCGACUAAAGCUGAUUCUAUUCAUUCGUCUUUGGAAACAGUCAAAGGCGAAUGGUCUCAGGUGCCAUUCGACGAACCGAAAAAUACCACGAUGACCGAAUUCGCCAAUUUAUCCGAGUGCGCGUUCAAAGUUGAUUCGAGCUUAGAGAAAUCAUUGAGAGAAGAUCUGGACGAGGUUUCUCAAAGUAGCGAUAAAAAUACAUUGAGCGCGAGUUCAGCUCCUACGCAAACGGUGGAUACUUCGUGUUCCAGUAUGUUCGCUACGGUUUCCGAAGAGGAGAGCGAAAUGGAAUGGAAAACGAUCGGAGAUGAUAAAAGACCCAUCGACGACGGUGGCGAAGAAGAUAAACAGGAGUCUAUACAGGAACAAAGUUAUAAUAAAUUGGUCGACGAUUAUAAUCAUUUAAAGAAGGAGAAUAAAACUCUCAAGGAUAAAUGUGAAGAGUUGGAAAGCUGUUUGGAUAUGCUAAGGAACGAGUACGAUCAAUGCGAAGAAUAUUGGUCGUCGAAAUUGGACGAAGAACGUAAAUUAUUCGAAGAGGAACAAAGAAUCAGCGACGAGAAAUUUUCCGAUCUUCAAGCCAAAAUCAACGAAUACAGCGAUAUGUUCGAUUGCGAAUCGAUGUCGUCGCAGAUGAUGUCCAAAUUACCUCCGAUUGCGGAAAAUGAUACUCUCGAAAAAGAAGUCACUGAUUUGCAAGAAGAAUUUCAAUCUUAUAAAGAAAAAAUGGAACACGAAAAUAAAGAAAAACAAAGCGAAAUUGAAAGAUUAAUGCAAAUCAUCAGUCUGUACGAAAAUACCACCGGAUUGAAAAAUAACGAUCCGGGUAUCGAACAGAGCUUAGAGAGUCUCAAAAGCGAUAAAACUUACGUGUUGGAAAAACCAUCGUUAGAUUUACAAGAGGUUCCUCGAGUACCAGAAAACACUGUCGAACGUUGUUGCAAAGAAAAUGAUUCUAAAUUAAUCGAAUUGAAGCAUCGUAAGAAACAACUGAAAAAAGAAUGCAUGAAACUAGAACUGGAGAAAGAGUCGUUGAUGGAUCAACUAAUCAAAAUGAAAUCCGAGCCCAGACCCGUGUAUAAUUACGCCCCUUGUAGCCACGUCAUCCAACAACGAAAUGCUGAAGCGUCGAAAAAUGGAAUCUUACUACGUCUCAGACGUCAAGAAAUGAAGAACAGACAGUUACGUAAUGUGCUUUUGCAACAACAGAAAAAACUCAACAAAACGAUGAGAGAAACACUCGAACAACACGAGAAAGAAUUAGCGAAAUAUCGUUCGGCUUUAGCAUCUUCUCAAGAAAUGUGGCAAUCGUUGCAACAAACUACAAAAAAACAAGCCGAACAAAUAGCCAUGUCUGAUGUCUUGGUGAAAGAAUUAUACUGCGAAAAUUCUCAGUUAAUGGCCACCAUUCAUCAACUAGAACAACAACAUUUAGAUUGCCCAUCGCCAGUUUUACUCUAAUUAUUAUUCUUUAACGCUUUGGUUUUUUUUUCUUUGUUUCUCUAAUUAAGUAAUGAUUUUCAAACAAACCUCGCGUAUAUUCAAAGUGUGAAUUGCUUAUCACUGAAAAAUCAUGUUUAGUUUGCAUUUUCCCCCUUUUAAUUCGACUUUUACUUAUUACCAAUUUUUUUUCUACGUAUUGUUUUGUUUUGUUAGUACUUAUUAUUAUUAUCUGUUUACGAUGUAGAUGAGUUAGAAAUUUGAUAAUUACUUCAUUUUUAUUACACAUUUUCAUUUCGAUGCUAAAUACCGAUGUAUGUUUUGUACGAUGAAGAAGAUCACUCGUGUAUUUAGUCCUUUUCUGAGUACAUUAUAAUCCUGGACUGAAAAUUUUCAAAUGGAAGGGUUCGCAUUCUCUCGGGUAUUUUUUUUUCGUGUAAUACACUUUAUUGAAAUUAUAACGGCGGGCUUAUAUCAGUUAAUUAUGUGUUAAGCCAAAGCGUUUGAUUUUGUUGAAUAAUACUCCCAAGUACUUACUGUUUUACCAAUAUUUUAAUUAAUAUUUCUAAAACACCUAUUUUUAAUGGAUGUUUUAUAAGUAGUUUAUUUUUCAUCACGUAUAGUGUACGAACAAAAAUUAUUUUGUUUUCAAAAUCAUCUCGAUAUCAAAAAAAAAAAAUGCUUUCUUCGGCGUUUUAUAUAUUUACAAUGGGCAGUAUUGUAUUUUUUUUUGUUUUUGUGUUUUUUUUUUCUGUUUUUAUAUUAUUUGCGUAGUUUGUAAGGCUAUUAAAUGUUUUGUUUUGCUGUU
This is a messenger RNA of Planococcus citri (citrus mealybug), 4691 nucleotides long. RefSeq names its product blastoderm-specific gene 25D (gene Bsg25D). NCBI's taxonomy places the organism in Eukaryota, Metazoa, Arthropoda, Insecta, Hemiptera, Pseudococcidae. Bases 200 to 3904 code for a protein of 1234 amino acids. The record is from RefSeq and is a predicted model, not a curated record. Gene Ontology annotation, biological process: microtubule anchoring at centrosome. The transcript is spliced from 21 exons. Gene Ontology annotation, cellular component: centrosome.